UUUAACUCCAUCUGGGUUAAUAAGUCAUUCAUCAUAUAGCAUGAAUCUCCAGCAACACUGCAUCACUCCAGCUGAAGGUUCUAUCGAUCACAUUGAAGUUAUAGAAAAUAUUAAAUAUAGUAUUGAAGAGAGCAACGAUUCCAGCGAAGGUAUAGUUGAUGGCCUGAAUGACUUCUCGAUUACGCAAUAUUUUGAAAAAAUUCGCGUUGAUACACUACUCAGUGAUGACGAGUGCUCUGACAUUGGUUUUAUUGAAAGCAGCAGUAGCGAAACCGGUGAUGCAGUUAGUAAAAAUCAAAAAGAUCAAAAGAAGAAAAGUCAGACAUGGAUCGUUCGCAAACGGCUCAAGGAAUGCGGUAAACCAUAUAAAAGGUCUGAUGGAACGGUUGUAUCCGCACGUUGCAUUAAAGCGAAUUGUAAUUGUUUUCGUUUGAAAUGUUUUGAACAGUAUACUGAUAAAAUAAGAACUAGUAUUCUGAAACAAUUCCUGAAAUUGAGAACAUCUGGACAGAACCAGUUUAUAUCCAAUCAUGUUUUAGUGAAACCGGUUCACGGAAGUCGGGUAAUUUAUUUCUUUACAAUAAGUGAUUUAAUGUCAAUAAAUUUACAACUUCUGCAGGUCUUAAAUUCACGAAGAACUUUUACAAGAAUUUAUCACUUACCGGCCUUGAAUGGAAGGCGACGUGUUUGUAAAAAAAUGUUUCAAAACACGUUGGAUAUUAAAGAUAAAAAAGUACGCUGGCUUUCUGAAAAAACGAUAGCCAAUGGUGGCAUGUGCCCGGAUGAUGAGCGUACGCAGAGCAGAAAUCCAUGUGUAUUGAGUGACAGUCAGAUAAAAUUCAUAAAAGAUCACAUCUCAUCAUUUCCCUCUUGUGAUUCGCAUUAUUCCCGCGAGAAAUCAUCAAAAGUUUUCUUGAGCAGCGAUUUGUCAGUCGCUAAAAUGUUUGAUUUAUUUAAAGAGUUGUGUUUGAUGAAAAAUUUACCUAUUGUGUCGUAUAGUACCUACCACAAAAUUUUCAAACAGAUGAAUUUGUCAUUUCGUAAGCCUCGCGUGGAUACUUGUAAUUAUUGUGAUGAACUACAGAUACGUCGUCGUUUAGCCGUUGAUCCCAUUGACAGAGAAUCCAUAGAAUCAGAUCUUGAGACCCACCAAAAAAGAGGAGAAGCUAUUUUCGAGAAGAAAAGAUUCGAUAUCAAAGAAUCUCGAGAGUCGUGUGAUAUUUGCACUUUUUCGUUUGAUUUACAGAAAGCUCUCGCUACACCACACUUGUCAUGUGGCCAGGUGUACUAUUUAAGGCAAAUGUAUACCUACAAUUUAACUAUAUUUGCGUCUUGUGGGAACAUCAACAAAUCAUAUUGCUACUUGUGGGAUGAAGGGAAGGCCAGGCGUGGAGCAAAUGAGAUAGGAUCUUGUUUGUUAAAGUUUAUUCAUGCGUUACCACAAAAUAUUAAAAUUGUGAACUGUUACUCAGAUCGGUGUUUUGGACAAAAUCAUAAUAUUGUUAUUUGUAGUACAUUCAUGGCAUUGAUUGACCAGUUUCGAAAACAGGGAAGAGAUCUGAAAAUUACACAUAACUUUAUGCAAAGUGGACAUUCUCAUAUGGAGGUAGAUUCGGUUCACAGCUGUAUUGAACGAGCCAAAAAAAAAUCAAAUGUACAAAUAGAAGUUCCACGUGACUGGGCAAUAUUCAUUAGUAGUAUUAGGCGCAAGCAACCUCUGGUGGUUUAUACCAUGGAACAGAAAGAUUUUUUAAAUCUGAAACAACUUGAUAAAUAUUAUAAAAAACCCACUAUGGAUUGUGAUAACAAAAAAAUAAGCUUUCAAAAAAUCAUGUGCUUUCAAUAUUGCACGUUUAAUGAAAAUCUAUUGUACAAGUAUGAUAUUAGAGAUCAAAGCUGGUCUCAAAUGUCCUUAUACAAAUCUAAUUCGGGAUUUGUUAUACUUCCUGGUCCAAUAACCUUAGAACCGUUGCCACUACCAGAAGCUAAACUAGAAGAUUUAAGAAAAAUGAUGAAAUUUGUAUCUAAUAAAAAAUACUAUGAAACGUUUUUGAAAGAGCUCACUCCGAAAAAACGAGGACGAAGACAAAUUUUAAGAACUCUCGAUCACUUUGAGGCGGAUUUGGAUGUUUUUCACGAAGAAGAGUUAGAAGAUCUUAAUGCAUUGUAA
Messenger RNA from Malaya genurostris, 2170 nucleotides. RefSeq lists its product as uncharacterized. Lineage: Eukaryota; Metazoa; Arthropoda; Insecta; Diptera; Culicidae. Bases 41 to 2170 code for a protein of 709 amino acids. The transcript is spliced from 2 exons. The record is from RefSeq and is a predicted model, not a curated record.